UCCCGGCUUGGUAUCGCUUUCCUCGUAGCGGGGGUUGUCGGUGUUAGCCUUUUCGAACUGUUGGGACUCGGGAGGCGGGAGGCUGAAGCUCCUAGAGGGCUAAAACAUCCUGGGCUGGUAAUGAAACCGAGUUUUAAAAAGCGACAGAGCUCCGAUUUUAAAGGACAACGCCAAGUAGCAAAGACUCAAUCUGAUUUCUGAAUGGAAGCGGAUGGUUUCAUGAGCAGACGGCUGAUGUCAGCAGAGACUCCUGGCGGGAACGGCGGAGUCGCGGGAGCUUCUGCGGGGGCAGAGAUUCGAUGGCUUGGCGGGAGGAUGUGGGGCGUUUCGGAGGGGAUUGUUGGAGGCUUGUCAUCGAGGAUUGCAGUAGAGUCGGAACUUCAGACUGUUCAAGUGCGUGCCCCAGCAGAGGCGUCGGGAACUCCCGAACCAGACUACGAGUGUCUCCCACAACACGCUUCCACUAGCACCCACAUGUUAGCAGGAGCAGUGGCUGGGAUCAUGGAACAUUGCUUGAUGUAUCCAGUUGACUGCGUCAAGACCCGCAUGCAGAGCCUGCAGCCGGAGCCCGCUGCCCGCUACCGCAACGUGGCGGAGGCGCUGUGGCGCAUCGUGAGGACCGAGGGCGUCUGGAGGCCCAUGCGGGGGCUGAACGUCACGGCGACGGGGGCGGGGCCGGCCCACGCGCUCUACUUCGCCUGCUACGAGAAGGUGAAGAAGGUGCUGGGUGACGCCGUCCACCCGGGACACAACAGCCAUUUGGCGAACGGAGCUGCAGCGUGCUUGGCCACUCUCCUUCAUGACGCAUUCAUGAACCCAGCAGAAGUGGUGAAGCAGAGGAUGCAGAUGUACAACUCCCCGCACCGCCGCGUUUUGGACUGCAUGGCGGCGGUGUGGCGGGAGGAGGGCGCCCGGGCCUUCUACCGCAGCUACACCACCCAGCUCACCAUGAACGUGCCCUUCCAGGCCCUGCACUUCAUGACCUACGAGUACCUGCAGCAGAUGCUCAACCCCCACAGACAGUACAACCCCGUCUCCCACAUGGCGUCCGGCGCCCUGGCGGGGGCCCUGGCGGCGGCCGCCACCACCCCGCUGGACGUCUGCAAGACCCUCCUCAACACGCAGGAGGCGGUGGCGGGGGGGGCGGCGGGCGGGCGCAUCUCGGGCCUGGCGCACGCCUUUCGGACCGUGUACAGGCUGGGCGGAGUGCCCGCCUACUUCAAGGGCGUCCAGGCCCGCAUCAUCUACCAGGUGCCCUCUACGGCCAUCAGCUGGUCCGUCUACGAGUUCUUCAAGUACGCCAUCACCAAGCACCACCACGAGAAGCUCGUGAGGGAGGGAGGAGCCAAGAACUAGCCCCGCCCCCUCGCUCGUCCCCUCCCCACGCCUCACCUUCUUGUUUCCAUAACCACCAUAAUGUAGGGAGGAGAAGUCGGCAUCAUGACGGGAUGGUAUUUGUGUCUGUCAGACCCCCCCCCCCCCCAGCAUUAAGACUCAAUAAUACGCCAAGCGCACAAUAGAAGGAAGAAUCUCCCCUUUACUCCUCCACCACAAUGUUAAUCAACAGUGUCAAUGUUCCACUGCAGGGCUAAGCAAGCAUAGCAUGCUCAUAUAUUCUCACAUAAAUAGUAAGGCAAAGUAUUGUUUGGGACAUUGUCUAAAAAAACACCAAAACCAAAAAUAAUUAUUUUUGUUUCUUUUUUUUUUUUUACUUUUUUUUAUAUUCAAAAAAUGCAUUUCCUCUUAAUCCCACCAGGGGACACUGUUGUUCUCGCACUGCGACACACACACACUACUAUCAGAUGCACAGCAAUAAGUAUCUGAAAUUGCGCACAAAAAUGUUAUGAUUUCGAGGUCACAAUGUGUAUACUUAUUGGCAGUUGAUAGGUUAGUGAAGACCGCUGUCUGUGUGUGUUUGUACACACUGCAUCAGGAAUUGUAAUUAAACCUUUUAUGGUUCAGAAGUGAUGGCUAAUUGGGGAAAAAAAUGUUUUAUGGUUUUGUUUUGAAACUGAAGUCUCUGUCCAACAAAAAACACCCCCCUCCAAAACACAGUUUUUUGAAAAAUUAUUAUUUUGUCAACAUUUCCUCUUGUACACACCCUCUUGGUCACAACCAAAUGGUUUCCAUGUAAAUCCUGCCCAGUUUUUGGCCGUCAGCAAGUUAUCUGCCUCUGGUCAUGCUUACCUGGCAAUCGCUCUUUAGGGUUGGAAAAAAAAACAAAUAUUUCUUUCUCCCCAUUGGUCAUUAGGUGGGUGAUGGAGAAGCCCAACUAAUCAAAGGCACUAUUCAAAUGAUGUUUCGUUUUGGUUGCUUCACUUGUGCUUUUUAUAAGAUGCUCGUCUACUUUGCAUAACUUGUGCUAAUCUUUGAAGCCAUAAGAUAUCGACCUUCAUAUCGCCAUUACAGUAAUAGAUUUUAAUAUCUCUUCUUGACCUGUUGCACCUCUGUGGUAUUCCAGUAAUUAAUUUUAUCUCACCCAUUUUUGGUCAGUCAGAAGAAGCCAAAGAAUGAUGCCAUACCUACAUAUGCAUGUGCAGGGACAAAGGUCCUCAGAUUUCCCAGAUAUAAAUUAUUCCCGGUUUAGAAAAUGCCUUUUGUUGAGGUAACCAUCAGUUGUCACACUUGCGAAUGAGACGGCCACAAGGGUCGGUGCCGAACCACGUAGCUCUUCAAAAAACGAAUGAAUACUACUGAACAUGCGGUUUCUGUUGUGCUGGCUACAUAUUAACUAACCCAAAUUUUUUAAUUUAAGUUUUUAUUGUUUUUCUUUUUUUUUUUUUAAGCGUAUCGUAAACAGAAUUGGUCUACAUCGGUAUCAUGUUGACUGCCCUGUGAAGUUUGCCUGGUGGUAAUAAAAUAUUUGGGGCUGUAGUUUUCUGAAAGCUGCUUGCCCAAGCUGGAACAAAGA
Molecule: messenger RNA, 2911 nt
Organism: Anguilla rostrata (American eel)
Lineage: Eukaryota; Metazoa; Chordata; Actinopteri; Anguilliformes; Anguillidae
Product: mitoferrin-2-like
Exons: 4
Coding region: 202-1356 (384 amino acids)
Biological process (GO): iron import into the mitochondrion
Cellular component (GO): mitochondrial membrane
Molecular function (GO): ferrous iron transmembrane transporter activity
Source: RefSeq, a predicted model, not a curated record